AUGGAAGACGAUAUUCCGCUAGUCCACCAGACAUGUCCCGAAAACACCGAGAGCUCUAUUGAUGACGCCCAUACCAAUAUCGACAGCACGUCGCAAAGCAAUCAAUAUCCAACUCCUGGGGUGGCCUUUUAUGCCAACAAUUCAUUAUUGGGGUACUAUAAUCGUCAUGACGCGGAUACUUUAAGGAACCCGACAGUCCCGUCACCUGCACCUGCGUCUACCACGUUUACCCGCAGGUUUUUCGAAGAUCGCCUGGAAUCACUUUAUGUGAAACUCGAAGAUCUUCUCGAAGCUGCUACGACGGAAAUUGUCCAACGCAACGCCCUAUCCCAGACUGAUCUAAUGUCCCAUUUAACUGGUUUGGCCAAUGAGAUUAGCACCAUAACGGUCACUAUUCGGGACCACGUCAUACCGUAUCAACAACGUAUAUUGGAAGAGAUUCGAGAGAUUCGCAACGACGGCCCCGAGCCGAAGCGGAGGAGGACGAAUGAUUCCAUAGCGUUGAGUACCUCAUUCCAGGGUACAGGUCUGCGCCUGAAUUUGGAGCAUCCACUAAGACGAAGGGGAGAUGAGGAUAGACAACCCCCAGGAUGGCUCCGCCCGGAAACAGGUCACGAAUCUACUGAGGGAACAGACGGUCUCACCUUAGGUAGAAGGAUAGCGAGUCGUAGAGGCAUGGGACAGGCAAGAGGAAAGCAGGCUGGAAAACGUACAUGGUUGCCCCGGUGA
Molecule: messenger RNA, 729 nt
Organism: Talaromyces proteolyticus
Lineage: Eukaryota; Fungi; Ascomycota; Eurotiomycetes; Eurotiales; Trichocomaceae
Exons: 1
Coding region: 1-729 (242 amino acids)
Source: RefSeq, a predicted model, not a curated record